Messenger RNA from Geodia barretti, 876 nucleotides. Lineage: Eukaryota; Metazoa; Porifera; Demospongiae; Tetractinellida; Geodiidae. The record is from the annotation of a GenBank genome assembly.
AUGGGCUUUGACCUUCUGGAACCAAGCGAGCCACCCGGCCCGACCCCGCUGGCGCGGAAUCGUACACGCCCUGUCAAUGGGCAGAGGCGCUGCGGGUGCGAGGCGCUGAUUGAGGGCCCGGGCUGGACUGACCGACCGGGUUGGCAGACCCCUAUGCUCACCGCCAUGAGAUAUGCCUCCCCGACGACGGUGGCCGAGGCUGUGGAUCUGCUGGGCUCUGAGCCGGACGCUCGCGUGUACGCGGGCGCGACCGACCUGAUCCCACAGAUUCGCGCCGGCCGUCCCGAACCCAGCGCGAUCAUCGACCUCAAGCGGAUCGAGCGGUUGUGCGCCAUCAGUCGCAACGGCUCGUCCUUCACGGUCGGUGCCGCUACCCCCACCGCCGACAUCUGCGCCCACGACGGGUUGGCCGCCGCCUUCCCGGGCCUGGUGGAGGCCAGCGGGCUGAUCGGCUCGGACCAGAUCCAGAGCCGUUCGAGCUGGGGCGGCAACCUGGCCAACGCCUCGCCCGCGGCCGACACCCCGCCCAGUCUCAUCGUCAACGACGCCCGAGCGGUGAUCGCCGGUCCCGACGGCGAGCGCACCGUGCCCGCCGCGGAGGUCGCCACCGGCCCCGGCGCCACGUCGUUGGGUCCCGGCGAGCUCAUCGUGGAGUUCGAGUUGGACGAGCCCCCGGCCCGCACCGCCGACGCCUACCUGCGGCUGAUCCCCCGCACCGAGAUGGACAUCGCGGUGGUGGGCGCUGCGGCCCGAGUGACCCUCGACGAGGGUGGUCGGGUGUCCGCCGCAGCCGUCGCGCUGGGCGCGGUGGCCCCCACAGUGGUGCGGGUGCCCGACGCCGAGGCGGCCCUCGAUUGGCAGCGAGCCCUCCGGUGA